Cryptotermes secundus is the source of this 1228-nucleotide messenger RNA. RefSeq names its product protein farnesyltransferase/geranylgeranyltransferase type-1 subunit alpha (gene Fnta). The record is from RefSeq and is a predicted model, not a curated record. NCBI's taxonomy places the organism in Eukaryota, Metazoa, Arthropoda, Insecta, Blattodea, Kalotermitidae. The transcript is spliced from 7 exons. Gene Ontology annotation, molecular function: CAAX-protein geranylgeranyltransferase activity; protein farnesyltransferase activity. Bases 34 to 1056 code for a protein of 340 amino acids. Gene Ontology annotation, cellular component: CAAX-protein geranylgeranyltransferase complex; cytoplasm; protein farnesyltransferase complex. Gene Ontology annotation, biological process: protein farnesylation; protein geranylgeranylation.
ACUUCGCGCUCUCGCGAGAUAACGUAAAACAGCAUGGCAGAAGCAGGUAGUAGCUCAGAGGAACUCUGUGAUGAAACCAACUGGGUGUUUUAUAAAUAUAGAGUUGAAUGGAAAGACGUUACACCUGUUCCGCAGGAUGAUGGACCUUAUCCUAUUGUAGCGAUUGCUUACUCAGAAAAGUUUCAGGAUAUUUAUGACUAUUUCCGAGCAGUUCUCAAGUCAUGUGAGAAAUCAGAACGUGCCCUCCAGCUAACAAAGGAUGCCCUUGAUUUGAAUCCAGCAAACUACACUGUUUGGCAAUAUCGGAGGGAGAUUUUGAAGCACCUCAACAAGGACUUGAUUCCAGAACUGCAUUAUGUAAAGGAAGUGAUAGAAGAUAAUCCCAAGAAUUACCAAGUAUGGCACCAUCGGCGAGUAAUUGUUGAAUGGUUACAAGAUCCAUCAUAUGAACUGAGUUUCACCAAAACAGUCCUUUCACAAGAUUCCAAAAAUUAUCAUGCUUGGCAGCAUAGACAGUGGGUCAUUCGUACUUUCAAAUUAUUUGAGAAUGAAUUGCAAUAUGUGGAUCAUUUGCUGGAGGAUGACAUUCGCAACAACUCUGCAUGGAACCAGCGUUACUUUGUCAUCAACAACACAACAGGUUUCAAACCAGAUGUGGUAGAGCAAGAGCUGGCUUUCACUCUAGAAAAAAUCAAGAAAGUCACCAAUAAUGAAAGUGCAUGGAAUUACCUUAGAGGAGUACUUUUACAUCAUAGCGGUGGUCUCAGCCAGGUUCAGAAUGUGAGGAAAGUUUGUGAAGAAUUAUACUCCUCUGGAAACCGUUCACCACUCCUUCUAGCAUUCCUAGUAGACAUUUGCGAGGAGAACAUAGAGAGAGCUGAUGGAGACAAAGCUGACAGUCUUCAUCAGGCUGUACAGUUGUGUGAUAUGCUGGCAAAUGAAUAUGACACAAUACGGAGGGAGUACUGGAAUUAUAUAGCACGUAGCCUGACUCAGCGAGUGAAUGGUUCUGAAGAGGAAGCAUCUGGAUCAACAAAGACCGAUUUAAAUUGUUAAUGUUACUUAAAGUUUAUGAUUGUGCAUGAACAAGGAUUGUAAUAGUUUUUAUUUGCUGUGUUACUGGUUGAAUCAUUAAUGUCACACAUGACUGAUAUCAUCCACUUAUGUAGAUAUUAAAGAUUCAGUCCUUGAAUAAAUAUAUGUUACCUAAUGGUAGGUUCAGAAAGAA